AUGGCACAGCAAGAUCAGCAAGUGAUGCGACGGAAACUCGUGAUUAUCGGCGACGGCGCAUGCGGCAAGACCAGUCUACUAUCAGUCUUCACAUUAGGCUACUUCCCAACACGAUACGUACCCACAGUCUUCGAGAACUACGUGACCGACUGCCGAGUCGAUGGCAAAUCAGUUCAACUAGCCCUAUGGGAUACAGCCGGCCAAGAAGACUACGAACGCCUACGACCACUAGCCUACUCCCAAGCCCACGUCAUCCUCAUCGCCUUCUCCGUCUCCAGCACAGAUUCGCUGCAGAACAUCACAACGAAAUGGUAUUAUCACAUCCAAGACGACCAUAUAGACUGUACUGAUAGAUAUCUCAGGCACCCCGAAGUCCUAGAACGCUGCCCCAACGUCCCCAUAAUCCUCGUCGGCCUCAAAAAAGACCUCCGCGACGACCCAGCCGCCCAGGAAGAAAUGCGGAAACGCAGCGAGAAAUUCCUGACCUAUGACGAAGGCGAGGAGGUUCGCCGCCGGAUAGGCGCGAAGAAGUACCUCGAAUGCUCGUCCCUUACGGGCGAAGGGGUGGAUGAUGUGUUUGAGGCCGCCACACGGCAGAGUCUGCUGAGCGGGGAUCGGAAAGAGGGGAGGGGGUGUUGUGUUAUAUUAUAA
This is a messenger RNA of Recurvomyces mirabilis, 651 nucleotides long. RefSeq names its product Rho GTPase (gene RHO2). The transcript has 3 exons. Gene Ontology annotation, molecular function: protein kinase binding; GTPase activity; GTP binding. Gene Ontology annotation, cellular component: cytosol. NCBI's taxonomy places the organism in Eukaryota, Fungi, Ascomycota, Dothideomycetes, Mycosphaerellales, Teratosphaeriaceae. The record is from RefSeq and is a predicted model, not a curated record. Gene Ontology annotation, biological process: small GTPase-mediated signal transduction. Bases 1 to 651 code for a protein of 216 amino acids.